GAAGUAACAAAAAUAAACUAAUGUGCCAGACGGCAACAACAAAUAGAUAAGAGUGCGAAGAACAUGGUAAGCAAAUCGCCUGUCACAUGAAAAGAAGAACGAUUACGGUCUGUUUCAGAUCCUGGUGCUAAGCACGUAGACCACGCCUUCCGGCUAACGACGAGCCAUUUGUCUCAAGCAGAAAAAGUACCAUUCUCACUUUGACCGCGUAACUGAAAGGUUUCAGAGAAGAUUUCGUCAGUGACUUUGAAGUUUAAAAUGGAAAUCGUUUGGUCAGCCAUCGUUUUGACUCUUUUACCCUGGGUAGGGUCCUUCGCCGGUGGUUCCAUUACGCGAAAGUACAUCAAAACUUGGUACGAUAAGGACAUCAAGAAACCUAGUUGGCGUCCUCCUAAUUUGGCAUUUCCUAUUGUUUGGACAUAUCUUUAUCUAACGAUGGGUUAUGCUUCCUACUUGGUCUGGCGUGAUGGCGGUGAAACCUUGGAUGGCCCUGCCAGGUUGCCGCUGAUGCUCUUCGCCCUUCAACUCGUUCUCAACUGGGCUUGGUCUUACAUCUUUUUCUACUUUCACAACUUGAAAUUGGCAUUUUAUGAGAUCAUCGUUAUGCACGUCACCAUCGCUUCUUGUGUCUAUACUUUUAAAUCCGUCAACGAAACAGCUUCUUAUUUGAUGAUGCCAUACCUGGCAUGGGUCAGCUUUGCUUGUCUACUUACCUAUACGAUUUGGAGAAUGAACCCACCCAACAACGGCAAGCCGUCAAACAAGAAGAAAAAGUAAAAGACAACCGUUUAGUGGGAUUAUGUUCCAUCCAUCCUACAUUCCAACGUUGUCAAAGCGGACGGGUCCCCAAAGAAAAAGGGGGGAAAUUCCAUUAAUCCCACGAAUUUUCUUAAUACAUGCAUAUCUCGAAGAAAA
Daphnia magna is the source of this 915-nucleotide messenger RNA. Its product is annotated as translocator protein. The record is from RefSeq and is a predicted model, not a curated record. NCBI's taxonomy places the organism in Eukaryota, Metazoa, Arthropoda, Branchiopoda, Diplostraca, Daphniidae. The transcript is spliced from 4 exons. Bases 259 to 777 code for a protein of 172 amino acids. Gene Ontology annotation, cellular component: mitochondrial outer membrane.